AUGAGUGCGUUUGCGCUCUCGACACCAUCGCCCUCAGAAUGCUCUGCCGUCGAGAAGCGGAACGUGGGUCAGGCGCACCGUGGACCGUCACGUAGCAAGGGCAAGAUAGAUGCAAUGGAUGUGGGAUUCGAGGAUGCAGUGCCGUCGACCGGUGGCGCGACAGAGGAUCUUCUAGAUGCGGUGGUAGAUCUCUGGGACCAUGGCAGCAAUAACAACAUAAUACUCCAGCCUUCGAGCUUCGCUUUCGAGGCUGACGAGCUCAGUGCUUCACCAGAAAUGUCAGACUAUCCCUUCGAUACAAAUCCAUACCUGGAUACCCAAGAUUUCCUUCUCCCUUUGCCGUAUCCCACGCCUGUUGGUGUGGACAUGGAGAUGGACAUGUUGAUGGCGGAAAAGCCAGGCCCUCUGGUGGACCUGACGGCCCUUCUGGCGAAGAUGUCACAUUACGAGAGCCAGAUAUCGAAGCUACCGGGCGGCGACCUGGACAGCUAUCCCAUCGGAGAUGCCCUCUUCCUCUCCCAGCGCUUCUUCACAGUGCUAUCCGAACACGAGCAGGUCCAUUCGAUAGAAGCCUCAUCACACCUCGACAUGCCUACGAAAUUGCUCACCCUAUCCUGUUAUAUGACCCUGACACGCAUUUUCUCCUCUGUUUUUGGAUACCUAUAUGAUCGCCUCUGCCAACUUCCAGAAGCAACUUUCCCUCUGGAUAGCGGAACACACUCAGUUUCGUCCCUACCUGACAUGCACGCCUACCGAGGACUUCGCCUGGGCCAGAUACAACCCAUCUGCGCUUGUGCGGGAAAGGAGUCGGCCACUCGAGUGAGAAAAGCAGUAUCAAUGCUGCUUGGGUCCCUCAGCGGUGCUGAAAGAAUGCUUGGUCUGCCACCCGACGUGAGAGUAAUGGCCAACGCUCAUGCCGGCAAAGUGGUGUCCACUUUGGCCGAGCAAGGAGACGAGAGGAUGAUGGUUCUUGAGGAUGGUCUGCUUAUUGGUCUAGCAAAUAGCCGCCUGCACAAGGUGGUGAAGGAGCAGGCGAGAGAGCUGCGAGGAAAGGUAGACGAUGUUUACGAAGUUCUAAAGGGGCUCUUGGACGUAUGA
Messenger RNA from Microsporum canis CBS 113480, 1098 nucleotides. RefSeq lists its product as uncharacterized. The transcript has a single exon. The coding region runs from base 1 to 1098 and encodes 365 amino acids. The record is from RefSeq and is a predicted model, not a curated record. Lineage: Eukaryota; Fungi; Ascomycota; Eurotiomycetes; Onygenales; Arthrodermataceae.